Molecule: messenger RNA, 918 nt
Organism: Chenopodium quinoa (quinoa)
Lineage: Eukaryota; Viridiplantae; Streptophyta; Magnoliopsida; Caryophyllales; Amaranthaceae
Exons: 2
Coding region: 1-918 (305 amino acids)
Source: RefSeq, a predicted model, not a curated record
AUGGAGUGGUGGUGGUGGUGGCCGGAAUCUGAAGAAGUGAGAAGACAGCCACCGUAUCUCCUUCCGUCAUCUGUGGCUGGUGAUGAUCAAACUCCCCCACCACCCUCUCCCGGUUUCCAACCCGCCUAUGCCGUAAACAACAUCAAAAAUCUGAUUAGCAUCACCCUUGAUCAAGAAGAAGGGCAAUACGCCACAUGGGUUGAACGCUUUCAUAUUCAAGCAUGUGCGUACAAUGUUCUUGACCAUAUCGAUGCCUCCGUUUCUCGACCCUCAGAUAUUGAUGAUGCGACAUGGACAAGGUUAGAUGCAAUUGUGAAGGGCUGGAUUUAUAGUACUAUCUCUAAAGACCUUGUUCACGCCAUCAUGAAGCAAGGUGCAACCGCUCUUCAGUUAUGGACUCGACUUGAACAUUUUGCUAAUAUGGAAGAUUAUUGCAAAGAGAUCAAGCUUCUUGCCGACCAAUUAAGCAAUGUCGACAAUCCGGUCUCCGACAGAAAAAUGGUUCUUCAGUUGAUUUCUGGUUUGACAAAAGGGGAGUAUGACACGGUUGCCGCACUGAUUUCCCAAACCGAACCAACCCCAAGUUUUAUCAAGGCUCGUUCUAUGUUCUUGCUAGAAGAAACCCGAAAGUCAAAGCAAGAAGAGCAUGGUCAACAGGCCCUCAUGGCUCAACAACCACCGACUGCCGUCGCGGCACCGUCACCACCACCACCGCAACACUCCGACAGUCAGUGUGGUGGGGCUAUUCGUGGAGGGCGGGGUCGUGGCAGAGGGCAGAGUAAAAAUGGGAAGGGGCGUGGCAGGGGGCGAACCACAAAUCCCUCCUCUUCUCACCAGCCCAACGGCCCACAGUACUUGGCCCAGCAGGCUCCUCAAUGGGGCGGGCAGCCCACUUGGCAGCAACAGCAACCAGGCUAG